This is a messenger RNA of Fonsecaea erecta, 1383 nucleotides long. RefSeq lists its product as hypothetical. Gene Ontology annotation, molecular function: single-stranded DNA binding. Gene Ontology annotation, cellular component: RNA polymerase III complex. The transcript is spliced from 2 exons. Lineage: Eukaryota; Fungi; Ascomycota; Eurotiomycetes; Chaetothyriales; Herpotrichiellaceae. The record is from RefSeq and is a predicted model, not a curated record. Bases 1 to 1383 code for a protein of 460 amino acids.
AUGCGUACCGGCAGACUCAUUGAACUUGUCGAAUGGAAGUUCGGAUCUGCGGGUGCGAAUAUUAUGGAACAUCUCGCUGUCCUGGGCUUUGCUACCGCGUGCGAGCUGGAAGAACAAGUGCUAGGUGAUGGGGACUCAUCCAAGUUGAUGGACAAAAGUCGUUUUCGAGCUCUCCUCAAACACCUAAUUACUUCGAAGUUUAUCCUUGGUGUCCGCGAGGCACAUUUCCACUCGCCUUUUGACUCUCGUCAGGAUGCAGAACGCUACUUACGCGGACACGGGAUGCUCCUUCAAGGAACGGCGAAGAAAAUCAAAACAGAGGGCGAAGUGAGGGUCGGUGUCGAGCUCGAACAGCGUCUAGACGGAAAAGUUUCUUGGCCUCAGGUGUUGCAUGAACUUGAGGCGAGCCCCAGCCCAGCCAACAUCUUGCUCGCCGUCGACUAUUCGAAUUUGAUUCUUUACAUCCGCAAUGAAAGGGUGGCCGAAGUUGCUGAGAAGAUUUUUGGCCGACGCACAGGAGAGGUUGCACGAGCAGCUUGUUUACAGCUUGAAGAUCUCGACCCACGACCGUUAAAAUUGCGCCUGUUGGAUAACCCCGUGGGGUCGUUACAGAGACUGGACGUCUCCCAGAUGAGUCAUUUUAUCUCUUCAGAAGGUCGACCAGCAAUGACCAACGGGCAAAGCAAUGAGAACGGCUGGCCUGCGGCAGACAAACUUCUGAACGGCCACCAUGACAACAGAGUCAAUGGGACGAGCGGGGAUCAUCAGUUCAUUGAAUACCAGCUGGGUGUGUUGGCGGAAGGGCCCUUUGGCUUUCUCUUGGGCGACCCCGUAACAAAAUCUUGGGCAGUUGACAAGAGCAAGCUCAACAAUUUCUUGUGGGAUAAAGAGAUGCUACGUCUUAUCGACGAGAGCGUGAGCGAGCCAGCGCUCAGGAUUGUUCGCAUGUUGGCAGAUAAGGGCAAGCUUGAUGAGCGAACAAUGCAGGAUGUUGGUCUUCUGAACGCGAAAGAACUCCGAAAAUCGUUGGCACAGCUGCAGACGAAGGGAUUCCUCGAACUCCAAGAAGUUCCGAGAGAUCCGCAAAGACAGCCCAAAAGCACAACCUUCCUCUACUUCUACGAUCCCGAAAGAGUACAAAAACUGUUCCUCGACAGGCUUUACAAAGCGAUGUCGAGAUUGUACGCGCGUUUGCACCUGGAAAGGGAGAAGAUCUCGUCAACUCUGAGCAAGGUUGAACGAACCGAUGUCCAAGGAAGCGAAGAGGAGAUACUAUCGCCUGGGGAACUGCAAUUGUUGCAUCGCUGGCGACAGAAGGAAUGUUGGUUUAUGACGGAGAUCCAUCGGAUAGAUGCUUCGGUCGCCAUUCUCCGGGACAUAUGA